AUGGAUGAAACCUUUAUUAGUCUGAAGAAGUUCCUUCUUGGAAUGAAAUGCGUCACUAAAUAUGUUUUCCUUUUGCUUUUUUCUUACCCACUAUUAUACGGAUAUCUAUCUAUCUAUCUAUCUAUCUAUCUAUCUAAAUCAACACUCAGAGAAUGCGAACGCCAGUAUAUUUUUGGUGACAUGCGUUGUCAGUGGUGGCUCGGGCCCUCACGUGAGGGGUGGGUGUAUGACAAGUCGGUUCGGAUAUGCCGUCAGGUGCCGUUUCACACGUGUCCCAAAUACGAGAACAGAAUGACGGAAGUAACUUUUAUCUCAAAGUCAAAAUGCGAAAGGAAAUGUAUAAGGUGUGACACGAAGGUGAUAUAUGCUGAUAUGCGUUGUGAAUCAUUCGAAGGGGAUUUCAAACACAUUUGGUAUUAUGACAAUCGCAUCAACGAAUGUCGAAGUACUAUAUUCUACACAUGUUCCAAAUAUCAACAUAGAGUUGCGGAGGUAGCCUUCGUGCGUCGAACGGACUGUGAAAGUUUUUGCCAGCAAGGUUCAUUUAUACCUCUUGUAAACAAAGAACCAUACGGAGUUCGGAUCCAUUUUUACAUUACAAUGCUGCAGAUAAUUUUGGCUGCUACAGAAGUGACCUCUGCCACUAUAAAACAGACCGGUUCUCAGAUGCUACCUUUAAAUCAUAGAGAUUCAUUUCCACAGACAACAAUGCAAACAGUCCAAUGCCAGUCCUUGACAUUUAACCCAUGCCGAUCACUCGGUUACACACAGACAUUCCAGCCAAAUUUAUUCGGAGAUGGAAAUCAGUUUGCAGCACAACGCCGGUUUCGGACAUUCGUAGAACCCCUACUAGACAGAGGUUGUUCCAAAAGCGUCAUGGAAUUUUAUUGUACUUUAAUAUUCCCAAAUUGUAUACAAGGUAUUCCAAAGUAUCCUUGCAAAAGUGUGUGUCUUGAUGUGCGGAGAGGGUGCGGUGAGACAAUCACUCACGAAUUCUGCGAUCAUCUCGUAGAUGACGAACUGCUGUGUUUCCAUUUGGGUCAAUUUUUAACUAAUAAAUUCCUUCCAUUCUUUCUUUACCUACUUUUCUCAUUCUUUUUUACCUUUUCUUUCACUUCUUCCGUUUCAUCUUUUAUUUUGUUUUACUGCUUUCAUAUCGUUCCUACACGCACAUACACAUAUACAUAUAUAUGCUGCUUUUAUACUUCCCGUAUUCUUUGUAUUAAAUCUCUCUCUCUCUCUCUCUCUCUCUCUCUCUCUCUCUCUCUCUCUCUCUCUCUCUCUCUCUCUCUCUCACUCAUUUUCUUUCCUUUUGUCGCACCGUGGUCUUUUGAUUUGGCACUACAGAUGACCAGCAAAUGA
This is a messenger RNA of Acanthosepion pharaonis, 1362 nucleotides long. The record is from the annotation of a GenBank genome assembly. Lineage: Eukaryota; Metazoa; Mollusca; Cephalopoda; Sepiida; Sepiidae.